AUUAUUAUUCUUGUUAUUUUCAUUUAUUAUACAACGUUUUUCGUUCCCUCUUUUUCUUGUAAUACCUUGUCAUAUCCUCUGCAGUCAUUGACGGAACAUUUUAUCGCCUAUACUCCCACCCAUGUAAUACAUAUGUAUGUUAUUACACGACCGCGUCACAGUUGCUUUGCAAUUGAUUCGCAACACUGACGGAAGCAGUGGAUCUUGUAUAUUACUGCGUUGAUAAAUGUGUGUCACAAUACGGUUGAUCGUUUGACUUGGCAGUCGACUGUACACGAAGGACAAACAACACGCUGCUAUUAUAGUUAUUUUAUUGCCUAUGGGCUACCGGCUUUAUUUUAUAAAUAGGUGACAUCAGUUUCAAACACAUAUUAAGCAUAAUGACUAAUCAAGCAGAUAGAGUGGUUUUAAUAACAAAAUCUAAAACGCUCACAUCAACUGUACUCGUAAUCGAACGCCAAGCCGAUAACAACAAUGAGCACAAUGAAAAAAACGAAUAUCUGGCUGGUGGAGAACACAGUGGUAUCGUGAUCAGCAAAAUUGGGAAAUACGUAGAUAUUCAAGACGAAACACCCGAAGAUACAUCGGUGCAGUUUUGCGUUUUUCUGGUUAACGGUCAAACGGGUUUACACACCAAAGAAAGACGUACCAUAAGAUUUUGGUGUAAUGGAGAUGAAACAGUUGACGCCUCAGCAGUGGCGUCUCAAUUCUUUCAAGACUUAGUCUUACCAGAUCAAUUUCCUCUUGAUUAUGUUGGUUUCGUAAAAAGAUUACUGACUUUAAUGCACAAAAGCUACAAAUGUGUGUCAAAACUAGAAAUUGAAUUAAAACAAUUGGAAAGAAUGGCAGUAGGACCUGUAAAUCAAGUUUCUGUUGAAGGCUCGAAAUUAAAUUUGGAUAUAUCACAGACUAAAUUACGUGAAUUGAUCGAAUCUUCAUAUCCUAACCCACUAACUAUUGACGAUAUUAACAAAAAACGCGGAUGGAAGAACGAAGACAUAAAAGACAAUUUAGAGAAAUUACAACAAUCUGGAAUCGUUAAGCCUGUCGAUGGUGGCUACACAAGAGUCGUCCUCCACGACAAGAUUGUAGAACAAAUGCCUGUCAUUCAGUAUAAUCGGCAACCAACUGUUGCCAUCAUCACAGCGGAGUAUUGCGAAAAAGUAGCAGUUGAUACGUUGAUCGAUAAUAAAGAAACAUUUGUACGAUACACCACUGUUGGAGARUCGAAUGUUUACACGAUUGGAAAAAUGGGAAACCACAUUGUAGUUUGUACCAAACUUCCCGCAUUGGGUUUAAGCAGAGAAGCUACAACAGCAGCUGGAAAUGCUAUAACUCGCUUAUUAGGUACGUUUCAAAAAGUUGAACACGUUUUUGUAUGUGGCGCUGGUGGCGGUGUACCACAUUAUACAAAUUAUGACAAACAUGUGAAACUGGGAGACGUUGUCGUGUCUCACUGUGGAAACAACCAAAAAGCCGUUUAUACAUACUGCAAAAAUGUCACCAACGAAAACGGAGACGUGAAAUUCCAUUGUCAUCAAUAUAGUCCAAAAAUAUUUGAUUUACAAAUAGCKGCAAUGAAAUUACAAACUGAAGUAAAAUCGAUUGACAAAAAGCCUUUAUGGGAUAUUUAUCUAAGUGAAGGUUUAAGUAAGAUUGAAAAACAAAAAACCGAUAAUGAAUCUGAUUUUAAUCGACCACCAGCGGAUUCAGAUAAACUUCAAAUGUACAUUGGAGGAACAGAACUAAUUGAAAUUACUCAUCCCAUUUGCAAUGAUAAGGACAAUAAUUUAGGGACAAGAUUACAUGUUGGUCCCAUUGGUGGUGGUCAAAGUGCUAUAUCCAAUGCGUUCACUAGACAAAAAUUUGCUGCAGAGUACAAAUUACUGGCCAUGGAUUCAGAAUUUGACUCUGUUAUGGGUUCACUAAUGGGAAACUAUUGUCAUUCUUAUGCUAUUGUUAGAGGAAUUUCAGACUAUAAACAUGGAUCAGUAAAAAACAAAUGGCAACCUUAUGCCUCUUUAGCUGCAGCAUCUGUUAUUAAAGCAAUAUUAUCGAUAACCAAUGUAUCAACUAAAUAAAAUUAUUUACAUUAUGAAAUAAUCUUAGCAUAAAAUAGGCUUAUUUUUGAAGACUUUCUAAUUUAAAAAUAUUUGUUUUAUAAUAUGGGUUUGUUGUUCCAAGUAAAACAUGAUAGAAUUCAAACUAUUUUUACAAAUCUGUAUACAUUAGGUCAGUAGUAUAAUAUAAUAGUACAAAAUAUUAUUUUAUCUUUAUAUGGUUAUAAUUUUGUAUACAACAGUAUAUGGCUUUGUAACUUCUAAUUUAUUGGCAUAUUCGUGCAUCAUGAUUUUUGAAUAUU
This is a messenger RNA of Diuraphis noxia (Russian wheat aphid), 2362 nucleotides long. RefSeq lists its product as uncharacterized. Gene Ontology annotation, biological process: nucleoside metabolic process. NCBI's taxonomy places the organism in Eukaryota, Metazoa, Arthropoda, Insecta, Hemiptera, Aphididae. The record is from RefSeq and is a predicted model, not a curated record. Gene Ontology annotation, molecular function: catalytic activity.